Messenger RNA from Oncorhynchus gorbuscha (pink salmon), 1105 nucleotides. Its product is annotated as carbonic anhydrase 9-like. The record is from RefSeq and is a predicted model, not a curated record. The transcript has 8 exons. Lineage: Eukaryota; Metazoa; Chordata; Actinopteri; Salmoniformes; Salmonidae. Gene Ontology annotation, cellular component: plasma membrane. Gene Ontology annotation, molecular function: carbonate dehydratase activity; zinc ion binding. The coding region runs from base 1 to 966 and encodes 321 amino acids.
AUGGUUGACCAGAAUUGUGUCCCUCAUGGUGGACACUGGGGCUACGAAGAUCAAGCUGCCUGGUCCUCUGAGUUCUCACACUGCAGUGGAAAAUCCCAGUCUCCCAUUGACAUUGAUACCAGGAGAGCCCUCUAUGACCGCAGCCUGCCACCCAUAACUCUGGAAGACUAUGAUCUGACAGACAGCUCAGAAUUGACACUGUUGAACAACGGCCAUACCUUGCAGCUGGUCCUGCCCAACACCAUGCGCAUCACCAGUGGGUUUGACAACGAGUUCCGUGCCGCCCAAUUGCAUUUCCACUGGGGGACCAAAGAGGUGCCAGGAUCUGAACACACCAUAGAUAACGUCCAUUUCCCUGCAGAGAUCCACAUAGUUCAUUACAACUCUAAAUAUGCAAAUCUGUCCGAGGCAGCCAGCAAAUCAGAUGGCCUGGCUGUAUUAGGGGGGCUUCAUCGGGAGUCUAACACUGAGAUCCCUGCCUUCAAUGUCCGUCAUCUUUUGCCAAACAAGCUGGAGCGCUUCUACAGAUACAAUGGCUCCCUUACCACUCCUCCCUGCUUCCAAACUGUCAACUGGACAAUGUUCAAUGAUACCAUCACAGUGUCCAGGAGGCAGCUGGGUGCUCUGGAGGACACCCUGAAAGCAGGCCAACACCAGCACCUGACCAAGAACUUCAGAGCACCUCAGCUUCUGCAUGGGAGACACGUCCUCGCCUCGUUCACAGACACUCCCACCAUAGUCGUUGCAGGACAUCCAAGUAUCUCUAUCAACACCUUGUCGGAGACUGAUGCCUCUAACAAUGAAGGGCCAUCAACUGGGCCAUCUGGUAAGCAAAGUAUGAGGGCUAAUAAUCAUGUGUUGACUAUGCAGGCCCCAAUUGCCAUCCAUUUAAAAAAAUAUAUGGUAGCCCUGUCCCAGAUCAGUUUGUGCUAUCAUUUCAACAUGGUUUGGCAUGACAAAGAGUGACAAGGAGUUGAUAAGUAGCUGACCUGAGCACAAACAGAUCUGGGACCAGGUUAAAACACUGGUGAGCACAAACAGAUCUGGGACCAGGUUAAAACGCUGGUGAGCACAAACAGAUCUGGGACCAGGUUAAAAUGCUGGU